AUGCUCGCGGUGGCGCACCUCGUCUGGGAAUACGGCUUCAGCAUCGGUCCUGCCGUGGGGCCCUCGAUGCUGCCGACUUUCGAGGUGAUGAACGAGCUGGUCCUGGUCUCGAAGCUACACCGUAACGGGCGUGGUGUGAAGGUCGGCGACCUGGUCGUCUACAAGAUCCCCAUCUUCCCGGACAGCGACGGCAUCAAGCGCGUCAUCGGCAUGCCGGGAGACUACGUCAUGAUUGACACGCCGGGCAGCGAGAGCGAGUCGAUGAUACAGGUCCCUCCUGGUCACUGCUGGGUCGUGGGAGAUAAUCUACCUGCCUCCCGGGACUCCCGGAUAUUUGGGCCUGUGCCCAUGGCUCUGGUCAGAGGCAAAGUCAUUGCCAAGCUAUGGCCCUUAUGGAAGUCCCAAUUCAUCAAGAAUCCUCUUCAGCCUCCUCAGGAGUGA
Messenger RNA from Phaeoacremonium minimum UCRPA7, 441 nucleotides. Its product is annotated as putative mitochondrial inner membrane protease subunit protein. The transcript is spliced from 2 exons. NCBI's taxonomy places the organism in Eukaryota, Fungi, Ascomycota, Sordariomycetes, Togniniales, Togniniaceae. Gene Ontology annotation, molecular function: serine-type endopeptidase activity. The record is from RefSeq and is a predicted model, not a curated record. Gene Ontology annotation, cellular component: membrane; mitochondrial inner membrane peptidase complex. The coding region runs from base 1 to 441 and encodes 146 amino acids.